Molecule: messenger RNA, 2155 nt
Organism: Phragmites australis (common reed)
Lineage: Eukaryota; Viridiplantae; Streptophyta; Magnoliopsida; Poales; Poaceae
Exons: 5
Coding region: 464-1741 (425 amino acids)
Source: RefSeq, a predicted model, not a curated record
GGCCCGUGCCACGUGGACGACGCACCGGGUUCCCGUCCAGGUGGCCGGAGCAGCUCUCGCUCUCUAUCUGUCGGCGCGCGGAGCGGGAGAAGCCGUUUCUCGCCGGCUCUCGUACCCGCUGCCUCCCAUACCCACGCGCCCCCCUCUCCCGUCUCUCUCUCUCUCACCUCGCCGCCGCCUCCCGCCCGUAACCCUAGCCCCCUCAGGCGAAGCGCCCCUCCCGGUGGCGGCGGCGGAUCCGAGCCGGGCUCCUGUGGUGGCCCCGGGUCCGUGUCGGUGGAGCUCCAGGCGUGUUUGGGCGGUUUUGUGUGCUCCUGCUAGCUGGAAUUUUGAUUGGCUCGAGUGUCAUCUUGAGAGUGUCAGCAUGCUAUGUAUGACUUGCAAUUUCUGAUCACAUGGAUGGCUUCUGAAGAUUUGAUUCAUUGAUUGUAUAAGGAACAUUGACUUCUUUUCCAUAAUAAAUAUGGGAUCUAAUUGCUGCAUAGCUGCCAAGGAAACGCCACAGCCAUGUAUGGCUCCAGUAGAAGUUUCAGCAUAUAGGAUAAGACACUCGCCAUCAUGGAGCUUCCGGUGGGACAACCGUACACACAUAGAGGAUAUAAUGGAGAACAAUGUGGUGUUCUCUAAUCACAGUAGUGGAAACAUUCAACCAGAAGUGAAGAGUGAUUUCAUUCCACCAACUGAAGGCCAUACUAGUGGGGAUAGCCUUUCUCAUGUGUUCCGCAGGGUCAAAUGGCAAAAAUCUGACAAAAAGAUGGAAGCAUCCAAGCUUUCAAAAGUUGAUCCUCGAGCAGAUCGAUCUACCACAAACAAUUCACCCCCUGAGGAAAGUUCCCGUAAAUCACUAGACAUGGUAACUGUUGCCUCAGAUAUAAAGACAUCAAAGUCUCCUCCUUCAACACUGCCCCCCGUAUCGAAAGCAGAUCCAGAAGAUCCUUCAUCCUCUAUGAUUCACUCUAUUCGCAUGGACUCAAUUUCAACAAGGAAAGCACGUCAAUCACCUGAACACCAAUUAUACAGGCAGAUCUCAGAUGGCAACAUACCAUCCCUAAAGUCUUUUAGUGAGAACAGCUCUGCAGAAAGAAGGCCAUCAAACUCAAUGCUCUCUGCCUGUAGUAAUGAUCUGCUUGCAGGGCGAUCACAAGGUGAGUCAUCUGAUGGGUGUUCAACUUGCACACCUUCUGAAUUGGUGGCUACAGCUCAAAGAGAUAGUUGGUCAGUUGACAAUGAUCUCUUUGGCUCCAUUGCUAGUAAAGUAUCAAAAUCAAAUCACACUGCCCUCUCCCCUAACCUAGAGGUAUGCAAGCUUUGUUCAAAGCUAUUGAAGGAACGAUCUUCAUGGAAUGGUCAUGAGCUAGCAGUUGCUGCUGUUUUAUUCUGUGGUCAUGCAUACCAUGCAAAUUGUUUGGAUAUUAUUACUGCAGAAAGUGAGAAAUACGAUCCUCCCUGUCCUGUAUGCACCCAUGGUGAGACCUGCACAGCAAAACUAUUUGGAAAGCUGGAACCAAAGAUUAAGAACAAGACAUCAAAUAUGGCUGAUAGUGAUCUUGAUCAAAGCUCCAAGCACCAGAAGAAAAGUACAAGAGAACCCAGGUUGGGUACAAGUUCUAGCAUGAAGGACUCGCUUAGCCGACCAUUUUUGAGGAGGCAUUUCUCGACUGGUUCUCGACCACCAAGACCACUUUUGGGAAGUGAGCCAACAAGAAAGAAGGGCUUCUGGUCAAGGCACUGGAGAGAAUAGCCAGCUGGGCAUUAUCUAUGCUGUGAACUUGCAAGGAAAGCACUUACUGGUGUGAGCUCCUGAGCGAGCAACAAUACGGUCUUUUAGUGAUAUCAAAGACGACGCAAAUGAUUGGACUGUCAAACUACCAUAUCAUACGUUCCUGCACAGUUCAUUCAAGCACCCAUUGUGAUAGCACCGUAGCGGGAGUAAAUUUGUCUUGUACUAUACAACCAAGGGUUGCAUUCUCGCAGACCUUGGUCAUAGGUGCAGUAUAAUAGAACAAAAAACGGGUAUAAUCUUCAGGACGCACAUUUCGUGCUGGAUUGUGACGUCGAAAGCCGGCAUGGCAUAUUGUUUUCUUUGCGGCUUUUGUAAUAUUUAUUGCUGGACCGUACACAUAAUUUGGAACUGUAGCAUACAGAUAGUUCUUUA